Messenger RNA from Vicia faba (fava bean), 1287 nucleotides. The record is from the annotation of a GenBank genome assembly. NCBI's taxonomy places the organism in Eukaryota, Viridiplantae, Streptophyta, Magnoliopsida, Fabales, Fabaceae.
AUGAUUUUGAAAUCUUGCGGCGUUCAAUUAGGGCUAUUUCAGGGCUUGUUUUCUUGUAACAACCAUCUUUUGCGUCUUAAAAGUGUGGACAUGAUGGGGACCAGUACUCGCAGUUCUACCAAUAGAAAACCAAAUGAAAGUAUGAGGCUUGUUCUGACAACUUUUGCUGGAAUACUUUUUGGCUUCUUUAUAGGGAUAUCAUAUCCAACAUUAACUACAAAGUUGAAUGUCUCAUCUAACCUGCUUCCCUCCAUUGACGUGUCUUCCAUUGAAGACGAAUAUGAAAGUGGCAAUGCUCGGUCUUUUAUGAAGAACAAUAGCAGCGCCUCAUCAAAAUAUCAGUUAUUAAAUGACACGUUGAAGAUUUGGAUUCCAUCAAAUCCAAGAGGUGCAGAAAGAUUACCUCCUGCGAUAAUUGAAGCUGAGUCAGACUUUUAUUUGCGCAGAUUGUGGGGUCAGCCUAGUGAGGAUUUAACUUCAAAGCCGAAAUACCUCGUGACCUUCACUGUUGGUUAUGAUCAGAAACAUAAUAUUGAUGCAGCUGUGAAAAAGUUUUCAGGGAAUUUCACAAUUCUUCUGUUUCAUUAUGAUGGCCGAACAACUGAAUGGGACGAGUUUGAAUGGUCAAAGCAGGCUAUUCACGUGAGUGUUCGCAAACAGACGAAAUGGUGGUAUGCUAAACGGUUUUUGCAUCCUGACAUUGUGGCACCAUAUGACUAUAUUUUUAUGUGGGAUGAAGAUCUUGGCGUUGAGCAUUUUAAUGCAGAGGAAUACCUAAGACUGGUGAGGAAGCAUGGGUUGGAGAUUUCACAGCCUGGUUUGGAACCUAAUAAUGGGCUGACAUGGCAAAUGACAAAGAGAAGAGGUGAUCGUGAAGUUCACAAAGAAACAGAGGAGAAACCAGGAUGGUGCAGUGAUCCUCAUCUGCCUCCUUGUGCAGCGUUUGUUGAGAUUAUGGCUCCAGUGUUUUCACGUGAUGCAUGGCGCUGUGUGUGGCAUAUGAUUCAGAAUGACUUGGUCCAUGGGUGGGGUCUUGACUUUGCUCUUAGAAAAUGUGUUGAGCCGGCCCAUGAUAAGAUAGGAGUUGUUGAUUCUCAAUGGAUUAUUCAUCAAAGUAUCCCCUCACUUGGGAAUCAGGGAGAAUCAACUUCUGGGCAAGCGCCAUGGCAGGGGGUGAGGGAGAGGUGUAGAAAGGAGUGGACAAUGUUCCAGAGUCGAAUGGCAAGUGCAGAAAACGCAUAUUACAAGGCCGUGGGAAUUGAUUUGUUUAAUUCAACUAAUCCUUAG